Messenger RNA from Oryzias melastigma (Indian medaka), 3346 nucleotides. It is a transcript of the gene xrn2, whose product is annotated as 5'-3' exoribonuclease 2. The record is from RefSeq and is a predicted model, not a curated record. NCBI's taxonomy places the organism in Eukaryota, Metazoa, Chordata, Actinopteri, Beloniformes, Adrianichthyidae. Gene Ontology annotation, molecular function: zinc ion binding; 5'-3' RNA exonuclease activity; RNA binding. Gene Ontology annotation, biological process: nuclear-transcribed mRNA catabolic process. The transcript is spliced from 32 exons. Bases 143 to 3076 code for a protein of 977 amino acids. Gene Ontology annotation, cellular component: nucleus.
CUGGGAUGUUAUAUUUGUCAAGAAAACCAAUUUUAUGCGAUUGCUGUACAACCUCCGUCGUUUGGUGACGCUAUAGGCUUAGUGCGCAUGCCCAGUCUAAUCGGAAACAGUUUGUUUGCCCCAGAAGCAAUAAUUUUCAAAUAUGGGAGUGCCCGCGUUUUUUCGUUGGCUGAGCCGGAAGUACCCAUCCAUAAUUGUACAUUGCGUGGAGGAGAAGGGGAGGGAGUGUAAUGGAGUUCGUAUUCCUGUUGACACCACAAAACCAAACCCAAACGAGGUGGAAUUUGACAACUUGUACUUGGAUAUGAAUGGGAUCAUUCAUCCUUGCACACAUCCUGAAGACAAACCCGCUCCCAAAAAUGAAGAUGAAAUGAUGGUCGCCAUCUUUGAGUACAUCGAUCGCCUGUUUAAUAUUGUGCGCCCCAGAAGAGUUCUGUACAUGGCAAUUGAUGGCGUAGCUCCACGCGCCAAAAUGAACCAGCAGCGCUCCCGCCGGUUUCGGGCCUCCAAAGAAGGAGUUGAACUCACAGACGAGAAGCAUCGCAUAAGAGAGGAGAUCAUACAGAGAGGAGGUUAUCUUCCUCCUGAAGAAAUCAAGGAGAGAUUCGACAGCAACUGCAUCACUCCAGGAACAGAGUUCAUGGACAACCUGGCCCACUGUCUUCGGUACUAUGUAGCUGAAAGGCUCAGCAAUGAUCCUGGAUGGAAGAAUGUUGUUGUCUUCCUGUCUGACGCCAGCGUUCCAGGAGAAGGAGAGCACAAGAUUAUGGAUUUUAUCCGGAGACAGAGAGCUCAACCUAAUCAUGACCCAAACACGCAUCACUGCCUCUGUGGAGCUGAUGCUGACCUGAUCAUGCUCGGCUUGGCCACUCACGAACCAAACUUCACCAUCAUCAGAGAGGAGUUUAAACCCAACAAGCCACGCCCCUGCUCUCUCUGUGGACAGACAGGUCACGAGAUGAAGGACUGUCAAGGUGUGGCGAGAGAGAAGCAAGGACAGCACGAUGAGUUUGCCGACACAAUGCCAGUGUCAGAGCAGGAGUUCAUAUUCAUCCGAUUGUGUGUUCUGAGAGAGUAUUUGGAAAGAGAGCUGACCAUGGCCAGUCUGCCGUUCGCCUUCGACUUCGAGCGCAGUGUUGACGACUGGGUCUUCAUGUGUUUCUUUGUCGGGAACGACUUCUUACCUCAUCUGCCGUCCUUAGAAAUCAGAGAGGGAGCAAUAGAUCGUCUGGUCAACAUUUACAAAGACGUCGUUCACAAAACAGGAGGAUAUUUAACUCAAAACGGAUACGUCAACCUGGAGCGAGUUGAGAUGAUCAUGCAGGCUGUGGGCGUGGCCGAGGACAACAUCUUUAAGAAACGCAAAGAGGACGAGGAGAACUUCAGAAGGCGAAACAAAGAAAAAAGAAAGAGGAUGAAAGCGGAGCAGCAGGGUCCAUCUUACCUGACCACGGGCCAGUUUGCCCCUCAAGCCUUGGGAAGAAGGGAUGUUCCAGAACCCAUCCAGAACCCUCGAUACCAGGCCUACGACAUGAGGAUGAACCCCAGAGAGCAGAACAACAAGAACGCAGCUCAGUCUCUGAAAGCCAUGAUGAGGAACGAAGGCGGCACAUCUUCAGGUUCCAGUGAAAGCCAAGAUCGCAGAGCGCCCAAGAGAAAAGCUGAGGACAGUGACAGUGAUCCAGAGCCUGAAGACAAUGUGAGGCUGUGGGAAGAAGGCUGGAAGCAGAGAUACUACAAGAACAAGUUUGAUGUGGACGUGACAGACAGCGACUUCAGGAAGAAGGUGGUUCAGUCGUACGUGGAGGGGCUCUGCUGGGUGCUGCGGUAUUACUACCAGGGCUGUGCCUCCUGGAAGUGGUACUUCCCGUUCCACUACGCCCCGUUUGCCUCCGACUUCAAAGACAUUAAAGGAAUGUUCACAGAGUUUGAGAAGGACACCAAACCAUUCAAGCCUCUGGAGCAGCUGAUGAGUGUGUUUCCUGCUGCCAGUGGGAACUUCCUGCCGACAACAUGGAGGGAUCUCAUGGUCAGCCCGGAAUCUUCCAUCAUUGAUUUUUACCCUGAUGAUUUUGCCAUUGACCUCAAUGGCAAAAAGUACGCUUGGCAAGGUGUUGCUUUGUUGCCGUUUGUGGAUGAGCGGCGUCUGAGAGCCGCUCUGGCUGAAGUCUACCCUGAUCUCACGCCUGAGGAAGUGAGGAGAAACAGUCUGGGCAGCGACGUGUUGUUUGUCGGGAAGUCUCACUUGCUGUUUGACUUCAUCCACGAACUCUACCGUGAAGAAUGUAACAAGGGCACAGCGGUUCCCCCAGAGCUCUGCUUCGGGAUCCAGGGGUUAUUAAAUCUCGAUGAGAGUCCCGUUCUACCUGACAAGCCAGUCAAGUCUCCUAUUCCUACAUUGCGGGACAUUUCACAGAGUACUGCAGUCAGUAUUAAGUUCAAGGACCCUGAAUAUGCAGAUGGACAUGUGUUCAAAGCGGUCCUCCUCUCUGGGGCCAAGAUUCCCACUAAAGUCUUAAAACCAGGAGACUGGGAGAGAGGGAACAGGGGACAGUGGAGACCCCAGCUGGGAUUCAACCCCAACAGACAGCAGGCUCACCUGGACCAGUCUGGCUUCAGAGCUCUCGGUCACAGUCUGAACAGGAACCAGCACAGUGGAGGACAAUACAGCAACACUCCACCUCCAGGAAACUACCACCAAGGCAGCUACCGUCCACAGCACAGCGGCGGCCACCGGGGUUUUCAACAUUCCAGACCAAAUCCUCAGUUGGGAGCAUCGCAACCUUUCCAACAGCCACAGUUUCCAAGGCAGCAACAGUACGGGGGCGGCGGCGACGGCGACGGCGGCGGUGGACACGGAUGGAAUCGGGUGGUGCAGUCCCAGCCGUUGGCGUACCAGCAGAACCGGGAUCACGGAGGGCCGCGGCAGGACGGCUACCAGCAGCAGUACGAAUACCGCCGAGACGACUGGCAAGACCGCCGGGGCGAUCGAAGGGGCAACCGAGGACAGCAGGGCUACGGCUCCAGCAGAAGCUAUCCUCCUCCUCCACCAUCCAGACGCUACAACUGGAACUGAAAUCAAACGGGAACAAAUUAAUUUUAGGGGAUGACAACUUCUUUUGUUAGAAAAAAAACCUUUUUUUUCUACUCUUAAUGUACAGUGUUUUUCCCAUUUUUUUGCUCAACUUUAAAGAAAAGAAGUAAUUUGUCAUUUUUAUCAUGGACGUGUUUACCCUGUAAAAUGAAACUGAGUCAUGUACAAAGUGCCACACUGUGUUUGUUUUUGAGAGAAGUUUCUCCAAGCAGUUUGUGUUUAAAAAAAAGGAAUAAAAUAAUUGGUAGAAUA